Molecule: messenger RNA, 2964 nt
Organism: Saccoglossus kowalevskii
Lineage: Eukaryota; Metazoa; Hemichordata; Enteropneusta; Harrimaniidae
Product: aminopeptidase N-like
Biological process (GO): peptide catabolic process; proteolysis
Cellular component (GO): membrane; cytoplasm
Molecular function (GO): zinc ion binding; peptide binding; metalloaminopeptidase activity
Source: RefSeq, a predicted model, not a curated record
AUGGGGGGCAGUGAACGUAUGUACCUCGAGGACGGGGAACUGAAGAAGAAGAAGAACACAAUAACUAUCACCAAAACUGCGGCAAUCUUUAUCUGCGUCGUAAUCAUUCUCUUGUUAGUCGGAGUUGCAGUGUUAUUCUAUUUUGUUCCCAACUCAUCGGAAGAAUGUGAACCAGUGUCAGAAGAAUGCAGCGAGCCACUAUUCCGACUACCCGAGGAACCUGAGGAGCCAACUCCGACACGAAGAGAACCAUUCGAGGAAAGGUUACCCAAUUCUCUUUAUCCCCUACACUACGAUCUCACUGUAAAGAUGUUCCUAUACGAAUAUGAAACCAGUGAAAUGGAGAGAUUUACAUUCGAAGGUCAUGAGACUAUCUACCUCCGCUGUGAUGAAUCCACGAACACUGUCAAGAUGAACAGUAGAUUCUUGAAUGUUAACUUUGAACCAGGCAUGAUUAAGAUCACAGAGAGUGACACAGGAAAGGAGAUCGGUAUAAAGUCUGGAGAAUUAGACGAGAUACACGAGCUUUUUGUUGUGGAAACUGUUGAAACUAUGGAGGCAGGAAACAACUACACCCUGGAGAUACUUGAUUUUGGUGCUUUAAUGGGGAACGCCGAUGACGACCAGUAUGGAAUGUAUUUUCAGUCUUAUGAAAUAUACGGCGAAACUAGAUGGAUAUGUAACACUAAAUUCACGCCAAACUACGCAAGGGAAGUCUUUCCAUGCUUUGACGAACCACAUUUCAGAGCAACAUUUAAUCUUUCCCUAAUCCAUCACAACAAACGCUGGGCGAAGUCCAACAUGCCAAUUUACGAGAGUGUCGACCUGGGCAAUGAUUGGAAUGAAACGCGAUUUGAGACGACCCCUAAUAUGGUGACGUACCUGCUUGUAAUGGUGGUGGCUGAUUUCGAUUACAUUGAAACCACGACAACAAAUGGCUACCCGUUGAGAGUUUGGGCCCGAGAAGAUCGAAUGGAACUGGGGCAAUUUGCUUUGGAAGCUGGUAGCGAAAUAUUGACGGCAUUUGAGACUCUGAUUGGCGUGCCCUAUGGACUUCCGAAAUUAGACAUGAUUGCCAUUCCUGAUUACGCGGCAGGGGCGACUGAAUUCUGGGGAUGUGUAUUGUACCGUGAGAAUCGUCUGUUAUACAACGCCACUGCACAGGACGCGUACGAUCAGCAAAGUGUGGCAGCUAUCGUGGCCCAUGAAUUAGCUCAUAUGUGGUAUGGUAAUUACUUGACGUGUGAUUGGUGGAGCCAUAUUUGGUUAAACGAAGGUUUUGCUAGUUUUCAUGAAUACGUGAUUAUGCAGGAUCUGUAUCCUGAAUUAAAAAUGGAUCAUCAAUUUUUGAAUCUCGAUCUAGAAUCAGCGUUUCGUGUUGAUGCUAGAUCAUCGUCUGCUGUGCCACAAAUUAGACCAAUCAGUGGAUGGAGAGAUGAAAUAACUGGAGUUUUUGACACCACUACGUAUAGUAGGGGCGCCAGUAUGUUACGACAUCUGGCAUCUUUCUUAGACAUUGAUGUCAUACGUCGAGGCCUCAACAGCUACGUAACCAAUCACUUGUAUGAGAGCGUUGUAUCAGACCAGCUUUGGCAAGAAUUGACACAGGCUGACAGAGGACACAGAAAUACUAACGUUAAAAUGGUAAUGGACACGUGGACCUUGCAACAUGGUCACCCGGUAGUAACUGUCACGAGAACAAGUGAAGCAAAGGCAUCGGUUGUACAAGACCAUUUUCUGAGUGAUCCCAAUGACGAACCAACUGACCAGUAUGCAAAUCUCGGAUAUUUAUGGUACGUACCACUUACGUAUACUCAUGCCUCAGAAGCAGACUUCACAAACCCCAACUUUGAAUGGUUGCAGAAUACAGACGAACCGGGAGAGAUUGAUUUGAGAGAUGCUGGAUCUCUGGAUUGGGUUGUAGUAAAUAUCAAUCAAGUCGGAUUCUAUCGUGUUAACUAUGAUGAUGAAAAUUGGGAACGUCUGGCAGUAGCUCUGAAAGAAGAUGUAGACUUUCAGGUGUUUCCUGCUCCGACAAGGACCGCUCUGUUGGAUGACUGUUUCAAGAUAUCACAAGCAUUCUACACCGAUAACGUGAACUGUCAUCGACUCAGUGAAUACAUGUACAGAGAAACAGAGUAUCCGACAUGGGAGCUGAUGAUCGAUAACUUACCGUUCACAUAUGAUACUUUUAUGAGAACUGCAGAAUUUGGACAACUCGAGUUGUAUUGGCGGCAUCAAAUCACACCGAUAUAUGAAGCACUUGGUUGGGAUUUCGGCGCUGGCAAUAGUUUAAAUGUUCGCCUCCGUACCGACGCAAUAAAUACUGCAUGUAAAUAUGGAAAUGAAGAAUGUGUUGGGAAUGCAACAGACCUAUAUGCAGAAUGGAUGGCUGAUCCCGACAAUAACCCAAUUGAUACCAGUGUCCGAUCUACAAUAUACUGUACUGCCAUCAAGUUUGGAUCAUUAAAAGAAUGGAUGUUUGCUCACGAACAAAGUAUGACGAAUCCCGUGGAACGUACGCGUUUGCGAUCCGCUAUGGGUUGUUCAAAAGAUGCUUGGUUACUUGAGAGGUAUAUAGAGGAAUAUUUCACGGAUCCAGCACUCACAUCUAAUAUUAUAGAAUAUGUAAGAUCUAAAUCAGCAACAGGAUUUUCUGUUGCAUGGCACUAUGUCAUGGACAAUUUUGAAGUUUUGAAUUCAACUCUUGGUGAGUCAGCUUUUGAUGUUGUAUGGGACUUUUAUCCAUGGAUGAACACGGACUAUGAUUUAAAACAGUUAUUAGGAUUCGCAGCACAAUUUCCUGACAUGUCGACUGAUGCCGCUGCUGGUUUCUAUGAUGCUAAACUGAAUGUCGAGACGAACAUAGCGUGGAUGCAAAAGAAUAGACAAGGGUUAAAAGAUUGGCUGAAUGAUGUAGUCACAAAAGACAAUAUAGUGGAUUUAACGAGAACCGAGUUAUAG